CCCGCCGGCCGGCCCCCCGCCCCAGCCCCGGAGGGAGCUCAUGGGAGUAUGAAGGAGAUGGUAGGAGGCUGCUGCGUAUGUUCGGACGAGAGGGGCUGGGCCGAGAACCCGCUGGUCUACUGCGAUGGGCACGCGUGCAGCGUGGCUGUCCACCAAGCUUGCUAUGGCAUCGUCCAGGUGCCCACGGGACCCUGGUUCUGCCGGAAAUGUGAAUCUCAGGAACGAGCAGCCAGGGUGAGGUGUGAGCUGUGCCCACACAAAGACGGGGCAUUGAAGAGGACUGACAAUGGAGGCUGGGCCCACGUGGUGUGUGCCCUGUACAUCCCCGAGGUGCAGUUUGCCAACGUGCUCACCAUGGAGCCCAUCGUGCUGCAGUACGUGCCUCAUGAUCGCUUCAACAAGACUUGUUACAUCUGCGAGGAGCAGGGCCGGGAGAGCAAGGCUGCCUCAGGAGCCUGCAUGACCUGUAACCGCCAUGGAUGUCGACAAGCUUUCCAUGUUACCUGUGCCCAAAUGGCAGGCCUGCUGUGUGAGGAAGAGGUGCUGGAGGUGGACAACGUCAAGUACUGCGGCUACUGUAAAUACCACUUCAGCAAGAUGAAGACGUCCCGGCACACCAGUGGGGGAGGUGGAGGAGCAGGAGCAGGCACAGGGGGCAGUGGCAGUGGCUUCAUCGCUGACAGGAGAAGCCGGUCAGCUUCGCCUUCCACCCAGCAAGAGAAGCACCCUUCCCACCACGAGAGAGGCCAGAAAAAGAGUCGAAAGGACAAAGAACGCCUUAAACAGAAGCACAAGAAGCGGCCUGAGUCACCCCCCAGCAUCCUCACCCCGCCUGUGGUCCCCACUGCUGACAAGGUCUCUUCCUCAGCUUCCUCCUCCUCCCACCACGAGGCCAGCACUCAGGAGACCUCUGAGAGCAGCAGGGACACGAAGGGGAAAAAGUCUUCCAGCCAUAGCUUGAGUCACAAGGGGAAGAAACUGAGCAGUGGGAAAGGUGUGAGCAGUUUCACCUCCGCCUCCUCUUCUUCCUCCUCCUCCUCUUCCUCCUCCUCUGGGGGGCCCUUCCAGCCUGCAGUUCCAUCCCUGCAGAGCUCCCCCGACUUCUCUGCAUUCCCCAAGCUGGAGCAGCCAGAGGAGGACAAGUACUCCAAGCCCACAGUCCCAACCCCUUCAGCCCCCGCCUCUCCCUCAGCCCCCGAGCCCCCCAAGGCUGAUCUCUUUGAGCAGAAAGUGGUCUUCUCUGGCUUUGGGCCCAUCAUGCGCUUCUCCACCACCACCUCCAGCUCGGGCCGGGCCCGGGCCCCCUCCCCUGGGGACUAUAAGUCUCCCCACAUCUCUGGGUCCGGGGCCUCAGCAGGCACUCACAAGCGGAUGCCCACACUGAGCGCUGCCCCUGUGCCUACGGAGGAGACCCCGGAGACAGGCCUAAAGGAGAAGAAGCACAAAGCCAGCAAGAGAAGUCGACAUGGACCAGGCCGUCCCAAGGGUAGCCGGAACAAGGAGGGCGCUGGGGGCCCAGCUGCCCCCUCCCUGCCUGGUGCCCAGCUGGCUGGCUUUACAGCCACUGCUGCCUCACCCUUCUCCGGAGGUUCCCUCGUCAGCUCUGGCCUGGGUGGUCUGGCCUCCCGUACCUUUGGGCCUGCAGGGAGCCUGCCCAGCCUGAGCUUGGAGUCCCCUCUGCUGGGGGCAGGCAUCUACACCAGUAAUAAGGACCCCAUCUCCCACGGUGGCGGGAUGCUGCGGGCUGUCUGCAGCACCCCACUCUCCUCCAGCCUGCUGGGGCCUCCAGGGACCUCAGCCCUGCCUCGCCUCAGCCGCUCUCCAUUCACCAGCACCCUCCCCUCCUCCUCUGCUUCUAUUUCCACCACUCAGGUGUUUUCUCUGGCUGGCUCUACCUUUAGCCUCCCUUCUACCCACAUCUUUGGAACCCCCAUGGGUGCCGUUAACCCUCUCCUCACCCAAGCCGAGAGCAGCCACACAGAGCCAGACCUGGAGGACUGCAGUUUCCGGUGUCGGGGAACCUCCCCCCAGGAGAGUCUGUCUUCCAUGUCCCCCAUCAGCAGUCUCCCCGCGCUCUUUGACCAGACGGCAUCUGCACCCUGCGGGGGCAGCCAGCUAGACCCAGCUGCCCCCGGAACCACUAACAUGGAGCAGCUGCUGGAGAAGCAGGGCGACGGCGAGGCUGGAGUCAACAUCGUGGAGAUGCUGAAGGCUCUGCACGCGCUGCAGAAGGAAAACCAGCGGCUUCAGGAGCAGAUCCUGAGCCUGACGGCCAAGAAGGAGCGGUUGCAGAUUCUCAACGUGCAGCUCUCCGUGCCCUUCCCCGCCCUGUCUGCCGCCAUGCCUGCCGCCAACGGGCCCGUCCCCGGGCUCUAUGGCCUGCCUCCCCAAGCCGGCAGCAGCGAUUCCUUGAGCACCAGCAAGAGCCCACCGGGGAAGAACAGUCUCGGCUUGGACAACUCGCUGUCCACGUCUUCCGAGGACCCACACUCAGGCUGCCCGAGUCGCAGCAGCUCGUCGCUGUCCUUCCACAGCACGCCCCCACCGCUGCCCCUGCUCCAGCAGAGCCCUGCUACUCUGCCCCUGGCCCUGCCUGGGGCCCCUGCCCCGCUCCCGCCCCAGCCACAGAAUGGGUUGGGCCGGGCACCCGGGGCAGCGGGACUGGGGACGAUGCCCAUGGCUGACGGGCUGUUGGGGGGGCUGGCGGGCAGCGGGGCCCUGCCCCUUAAUGGGCUCCUGGGGGGGUUGAAUGGGGCUGCCGCCCCCAACCCUGCGGGCUUGAGCCAGGCUGGCGGGGCCCCUACGCUGCAGCUGCCAGGUUGUCUCAACAGUCUAACGGAGCAGCAGAGACACCUCCUGCAGCAACAAGAGCAGCAGCUCCAGCAGCUCCAGCAGCUCCUGGCCUCCCCGCAGCUGACCCCGGAACACCAGACAGUUGUCUACCAGAUGAUCCAGCAGAUCCAGCAGAAGCGGGAGCUGCAGCGGCUGCAGAUGGCCGGGGGCUCCCAACUGCCCAUGGCCAGCCUGCUGGCAGGAAGCUCCACCCCGCUGUUGUCCGCGGGCACCCCUGGCCUGCUGCCCACAGCAUCUGCCCCACCCCUGCUGCCCGCCGGAGCCCUGGUAACUCCUUCACUCAGCAACAACACAAGUCUCAUGGCCGCAGCAGCUGCGGCCGCAGCAGUGGCAGCAGCAGGCGGACCUCCAGUCCUCACUGCCCAGACCAACCCCUUCCUCAGCCUGUCGGGGGCGGACAGCAGUGGCAGUGGCCCCAAAGGAGGGGCCGCUGACAAAGGAGCCUCAGUCAACCAGGAAAAAGGCUAAUCCACCCACACCCCGCCUGACCCCCCAGGUGGAGGGGGUAGGUCCUGGCCUGAGGGGUCCCAGUCUGGAGUGAGCACCCUGUGCUCAGGCACUGGGGAGUCCCGGCCCCAAGUGUGCGCUGUGUUCUAGGGAGUGUGGGGCACUCCUGGUGCCGAGGACUGAGACCCAGAGGGGAGUCCCUUCCAUCUGGUCCCCUUUGCCCUCUGCACUGACCCCUUUGUGAGGGGUCAGAGGGAGGACAGGCUCCCGGGCUGCCUAGGAGCGCCCAAACUCAGCAAAUGUUUUGAGGUCGCCCAGAGAGAGAAGUGGGCAUGGCAUAAGUGGGGGGUUGGUUGAGCCUGCCACUAAAGUGGAUCAGCAAUUGAGUGGGAAAAAGUGGAGGGAUGGGCCCUGGGCCUGCCCUCUUGCUGUAGUCUUUUAUGGAAGAAGGGGCGGCCCUACUUUACCUGCGUUCUUCCCAACUCGGAUGGAUGGCAGGAGGGAUCCUUGGACUGUUUCUCACUGGUCCCCUUCCCCUGCCCCCCAACAGGGUUACAAGCUGAGCUUGUAGAAACCCACAGACUAGGGGGCUGAGGAAGGGACAGGAUGGCAAAGCUCCCCACCUCUGGGUUGGGGACGGGUAGGGGGAGGAGGCCCGGCCCCCUUGGUGCCCUGCCCCUUGUUUGCACUAUUGGAUAUAGGAGUGCCAGGGUGGGAGAUGGAGCUGCCUGACUCAGAGUGAGUGUGCGUGUGCGUGCAUGUGCGUGCGUGUGUCUCCCACACCCCCGGACCUGGGCAGCCGAGGGCAGGGAGAGGAGCAGUGCUCAGAUGACGCAGCAACACAGGGGGCUCCCAGCGCUCUUGUUGGCACCCUCCCCACCUCACCAACUUUGGUCCCCUUCUGGGGCAUGAAUGGUUAACAAAAACCAGAACAGUACUCCAAUAUUGGAGAGUAACUGGGGGCUGGGAGCUUUGAAUCAGGGUAAUAUCCUGCCUUCCCUCCCCAUGACCCAUGUAGUGUCAGUGCCCCCUCAGGGCGCCCCUUCCUCCAUGAUAGCUGGCUCUGCUUCCCUGGCACAAGGGGAGCCCCAGGGAUUGAGGGAGGGGGUAGGGGGCAAAGUGCUACUUCCUCUAGCGAAAACCUCCUCCCAGGAUUAGCCAGCCUGCCUCCCCAGCCCUAUCCUCAGCCCCGCCUACCAGGGGAGACUUAAGCUUAAACUGACCUAACAGCUGUCCCUUCACCCACCAGCUAUUUCCCUGGGGUGCAGUGGGCAGUUCUCACCUUAAAGAGCCCCCAUCUGCCUGGAGCCUUUGGUGGCAAGGGCAGGGGGAGGCGCACCGGCCAGGAGGGAGCAGACGAUGCUGUGUGUGUUUCAGUUGCACUGGGGUGGGAGCGAGGAGGUGGCGUCUCCAGCUUUCCCUGAUGCUCGUGUCAUGUCAGUCUCUUUGCAUGUGUGGAGUUUUUUGUGUGUUUCUGUUUGGGUUUUUGUUGUUGGUGGUUUUUUUUUUUUUAAUAAAGAAAAGAAGAUGUGUAUAUUUUUGGCAACAACAGAAACGUAGUGCAGAUAUAUUUUUGCCUGUGCUGCUCAACUGGUUUUUUUCUGAUACUGAAAAUAAUAUUAAUAUUCCUGUUGAUAAGACUUUGUAAGAUGUUAGGGAGCUGAUAAUGGAGGGGGGUGGGAAUCCUUCAGAGGCAAUUUCUUAGGCACUUGCAAGGGCUUGGGGGAGGGGGGAGCAGUUGUGAUGACCUCAGAAAUACUCACUUUUUAUUAAUGCUAAAUAUCAGUUAGAAUGAAAUGAUAGAAUUCAGCAUUUUAUGCUUCUACAUCUAUUAAGCUCUCUAACUCCCUGCCCCCAAACCACUGAAAAGAAAAGAACCCUCAGAGAGAUUUUUAGAAGAGCUGCCCAUUCAUACCCACGCCCUGGCCCAAGGCCGGCCACUUAGCGCUCAAGUCCACUUCUGUUCUGGAUGGUGAGGGAAGGGCUCCAGGACUGCUGUGAGAGGUCCAAAUGAUUAAUGCACUGGAACCAAGACUCCCCCCUCCCCCCGCCCCAGCCUCCAGGGCCCCAGGUUUUCAUCUCUCGAGUCUGUGUUCUCCAUCUUUCCCAUACUGGGGUGCAGUGGCAGGUAGUCAGGUGAGAUUUGAAGGACCCAGGCUGGGGAAGAACUGGGGCUGUCUCAAGUGAGGGGCUGGAGGGUGGGGUGGGCGUGAUGGCAGUAGCAGCAUUUCCUUCUUUUGAAGGAGCUUUAUAAUUGGAGCAGUGUGGAGAUCCUCUGAGGGAGCUGGAUCUCAGCGCAGGUCAGGGGAUGGCUAUCCUGGCCUCAGCCCCUCCCAGCCUCGGGUCUUUUUCCAGGAUGUAUUUGGAUGGGGACGAGAUGCAGAUUUGUAGGUCAUUCGUCUAGGGGGAGGGGAAGGAUGUGGGUUUGGGGCGGAAGCAGAGUGUGAAAAGACCUGUGCUUGGAGCUCUGUGCACGCUCAGGAGGAGCUGUGAAUGGGGUGUGGGUGCGGAGCCGCAGUCCAGCCUUGAGGUCAUGGUGUGAGUGUCCGCUGGAAGGGACCUGUUUUUAGAGAUUGUGUGGGCCAGCUCCAGUCACAGGUUAUAACUCCAAGCCUGGGGGGCAGAGCCGGGACCAGCCCUCAGGGCCCUGACCUCCUGGUCUCUGGCUCUCCUGCCCACCCCUGGCACCCACCCCUGGCUGGCUGGCCCUGUGUAUGCGAUUGUGGUGUGAGUGCAGGGCGUGCCCGGUGGGGGUAUCUGUGUAGCCCUGACCAUGGUAGCUCAGAGCUCAUGGAUCCUCUCCAUAGAAAAUGACACUUUAAAGGUUGCCUUUUUUUUUUUUUUUUUAAAGUUUUACCUAUUUGUGUGUGUGAGUUUCCCCCUCAGGCUCCUGGAUCUCCUGCUGCCUCCAGGUGUCCUUAUGUUGAGGCUGGUGAAAGGACCCCUGCCCAUUGCUGUACUGAGUUCUGGGGAGUACUCCAAGGAAAGGCCUAGAAAGGGGAGCCAGCGUCAGGGGCCAGUUUUGAGAAGGUUAACCCCACACUCCCCUUGCGCUGAACUGGAAAUGCUGGCAGGAUUUCGAAGAUAGGUUCCCCUGGCCAGCCGCCAGCCUCAGCACACCGUGGGCCGGGGUUCCGGCCUGCAGCUCUCCCAGUUGUCCCAAACUUAUUUUCCUGGGGAGAGGUGUCUGGAGGGAGUAAGGUCACUUCACCUGGGCAUUUGGGGGAUGGCAGGGUACAGUAUUUCCCAGCCUCCCUCCAUCACAUCAAUCCAGAUUCAAAGUGGGUCUGGCUCCUGACCACUUUGACUUGAUCUACUGAAAAGUGGGGCCUGAGGGUUGCUGUCUUGGCCCCAGUGUUCUCUUCCUCUGGCCGGACCUGGGACUGGAGGCCCGAGCUCUGCCUCACCGCCAUCCGCCCCACCCUUCUCAAUGUAGCAGACUCUUCCCAGGGGAGCAGGGAGGGGAAGCCACAGUUUGCAAACCCAGGGGCUUCUUUUUCAUUCUUUCUAAAACCUUUAUAUCCUCAGCCCAAAAGGCAGUGUCCCCCUCCCCCCAAGCCUGGAAUUGUGCAUCCCCGGGAUCUUGUAUCUUUGUAUAACGGAUGUUAUUUGUACGAAGGGCAGUUCGUAAACAGCACUUGUUCUUUUAAUAAAAGAAUGUUUUACAAAAAAAAAGUCCAGAGAGACGCCGUAUU
Molecule: messenger RNA, 6995 nt
Organism: Talpa occidentalis (Iberian mole)
Lineage: Eukaryota; Metazoa; Chordata; Mammalia; Eulipotyphla; Talpidae
Gene: MLLT6
Product: MLLT6, PHD finger containing
Exons: 20
Coding region: 49-3321 (1090 amino acids)
Biological process (GO): regulation of transcription by RNA polymerase II
Cellular component (GO): nucleus
Molecular function (GO): histone binding; nucleosome binding
Source: RefSeq, a predicted model, not a curated record